AGUCAAGGUUAGCGCAUGUGGGAAGUGCUCUUGUAAGGGAAACCACUCCAACGCUUUGGAAGUGAAAGGGAGGUUUCCUUGCAGGCAGUGUUUGCAUAUCAGAGUUCAGCUACGAGAAGCAAGAGCAGCUGAGACUUGGAAUUCUAUCACUGGACGCAGCAUAAUGACUGAGAGAAAAGGGAAAAUUCAAACGGUGAGCGGCCUCAUCGAUCCUUUUCUACUAGGAAUCACUCUGACCCAUGAGCACUUAGCACUGAAGGCAGAAAGCUUUUUGAUUCCUCCAGCAAAUAAUGUUCAGCAGCAAAAAAUGCAGAUGCCUUUUGAGAUGAAGAAUCUUGGAUGGAUCCGUCAAAAUCCAUACAGCCAUCUAGAAAACCUCAGCCUUCAAGGAGAAGAUGAGGCAAUAAUUGAAGAAAUGAAAGAGUACAAGGCACUUGGGGGCCAAGCAGUAGUGGAAAACACAACAACUGGUCUAAGUCGAGAUGUGGGGUUUCUGAAGCUGGUAUCUGAUGUAUCCGGGGUUCACAUUAUUUCAGGCACAGGUUUUUAUGCUGAGAGCUUUCAGAGUGAAUCGGUAAGACAGCUGUCAGAAGAGGCCAUGUCUGAAGUGAUGAGACAAGAAAUUACAAAUGGUGUUGAGAACACUGACAUCAAGUGUGGUGUUAUUGGAGAAGUGGGGUGCAGCUGGCCUCUCACAGAGUUUGAGAAAAGAUCCCUGAGAGCAAGCGCUGCUGUUCAGGUGGAGCUUGGGAGUCCAGCCAUUAUUCACCCUGGACGUAAUUCCCAGGCCCCUUUUGAGAUAAUGCGCAUUUUCCUCGAGGCUGGUGGGCAGGCCAAUAGAACAGUCAUGUCACACCUUGACAGGACAAUUUUCAAUUCAGAUGAGCUGCUAGAGUUUGCAAAAUUUGGCUGCUAUUGUGAAUAUGAUUUGUUUGGCAUUGAGACUUCCCACUACCAGCUGCAGCAAGAGAAAGACAUGCCGAAUGAUGCCAAUCGCAUUGCCUUCAUUCGCUUUCUGGUUGAAGGUGGCUAUGGUGACCGUGUAGUUGUGGCCCAUGAUCUGCAUACAAAGCAUCGCCUUAAGAAAUAUGGAGGUCAUGGUUACACUCACAUAUUGGAGAAUGUUGUUCCAAAAAUGCGACAGCGAGGUUUUAACAAUGACACUAUCAACAAAAUCCUAUGUGACAACCCAAGAACAUGGCUUACCUUUCACUGCAUAAUCUGUUUCUCAGUUCUGCAGUUAAAAGACAAGUGACCUCGUGUUUAAUUUUUCCAAAUUUGUUCAUUCACUCAGUCUGUAAGCAGUGUUUUGUUUUGCACGGAGCAAGCACUCGGACGCGAAUCGACGUGGUGUAAGCUUAGAACCGUUUCUGUUAUUUAACA
Messenger RNA from Pomacea canaliculata, 1383 nucleotides. RefSeq names its product phosphotriesterase-related protein-like. Gene Ontology annotation, biological process: catabolic process. Bases 164 to 1255 code for a protein of 363 amino acids. NCBI's taxonomy places the organism in Eukaryota, Metazoa, Mollusca, Gastropoda, Architaenioglossa, Ampullariidae. Gene Ontology annotation, molecular function: hydrolase activity, acting on ester bonds; zinc ion binding. The record is from RefSeq and is a predicted model, not a curated record. The transcript is spliced from 9 exons.